AUGUCUCCAUCCAUUCUCAUCGCCGGUGCCACCGGCAACACUGGCCGAGCUGUCGCUCAAACGCUGCCAAAAUUGAUUCAUCCAAGGGGUACUCUGUCUGGGCAUCGUAUCAUUGCCCUUACCCGCUCCUCAAGCAGUCCGGUAGCGCAAGACCUAGCUAAAAUACCCGGAAUUGAAGUGGUCGAGAAGAACUGGGUUGAUAUCACUGCCGAGUGGCUCCGUGAGAACCAGGUUGUUAGGGCCUUCAUUGCAUCCCACAACGAGCCCAACCAAUUUGCCGAGGAGUCCACCUUUUAUUUCAACGCCCUCGACGCUGGCGUUGAGUAUGUUGUGCGAAUCUCGACAACAGCUGCGAAUGUGCGCCCAGAUUCCCCUGCUUACUAUCCACGACAACACUGGGCUAUAGAGACUCUCCUUGGCUCGCCUGAGUUUGAUAAUUUAAAAUGGACGUCUCUUCAACCGAACGUCUUCUCGCCACUUGUUAUGUCGCCAGCUGCGGAGUUCAUCAAAAAAUACCGCGAGACUGGAGAGCAGGAUACCCUGCGUCUGAUUCUGUCAGAGGAUGCACCUGUUGGAAUUAUUGACCCCGAUGAGAUUGGUGUCAUUGCAGCUCAUCUCUUAUCCCAAGAUGAUAUUACCCAGCACAACAAGACCAAGUAUGUUCUGAAUGGACCAGAGGAUGUCAAUGGAAAGCAGAUUGUCGACAUGAUUGAGAAACACAUUGGUGCGCCUGUCAAAGACAUAAGCUAUAAAGAUGUCUCAUUCAUCGACAUGCUUUACGAGUACCAAUAUGCGGCAUCUAAGCAAUCAAAAAAUGUCAUCUACUCUAUCAAACGGGCCCCCGAGACAGCUUGGGAAGGAAAAUGCUCGACUUCUACAACCAGUCAGGAGAUUUUGGACCUUGCUGCCCCAAAAAGGUCACCCGCUGAUACUCUGAAGAGUUUACUGGAGGAGUGA
This is a messenger RNA of Penicillium waksmanii, 957 nucleotides long. RefSeq names its product NmrA-like family protein. The transcript has a single exon. NCBI's taxonomy places the organism in Eukaryota, Fungi, Ascomycota, Eurotiomycetes, Eurotiales, Aspergillaceae. The coding region runs from base 1 to 957 and encodes 318 amino acids. The record is from RefSeq and is a predicted model, not a curated record.